Molecule: messenger RNA, 1161 nt
Organism: Papaver somniferum (opium poppy)
Lineage: Eukaryota; Viridiplantae; Streptophyta; Magnoliopsida; Ranunculales; Papaveraceae
Exons: 2
Coding region: 1-1161 (386 amino acids)
Source: RefSeq, a predicted model, not a curated record
AUGGGGCUUCUACCACUGGUACAAGAACAGACACCACCAAGGUCCUGUGAUGUCCUGAAGUUUUGGACUGCUUGUCCUUCUUGUAAACUAAGGCAUCUGUAUCCUUUACACAUUAUGGGCAUACCAAUAAAGUGUACUAGAGAAAGUUGCAAGGCAGAUUUUUUUGCUUAUGGCGACAUUGCUCAGGAAACAAAGUCGGAAAAAUGUGUGGUUUCACCAAAGAAAGAGGACCAGAGUCACAGUCGUCAAAAUGUUCCCCUAGCAAGUACUGCCAAGAUCUUGUCCUCUUGUAAGGGAGAAGUAUCACCGUCGUUUAUAGAGACAGGAGUGACCGUUGAGGUGGGUGGAAAUUCCAAAGGGGGAGAAGGUGUGAGUAAGUGCAUGGAAAGUAUAAAAGGAAGAAAAAGGUUCCGAGAACUUGAACAAGAAGGAAUCUCCAGUGAUGUUGAAGAAAUUCUACCAACGGAAUUCGCAAAUUCUAUGGGACGUAAGAAAAAAGGAAAGCAAGUUGCUGCUGCUGAUGGACUCGAAGGUGCUAAUGGGACUGAUUCGAGAUGUUGUCUUAAAAACAAGCUUGAUCAAGACAUGAAAAAAUUUGCAAAAUGUAAAGAAUGUAAGAAGAAAGGAAAGCAAGUUGUUUCAGCCGAUGAUGAAGGACUCGGAGGUGCUAAUGGGAUUGAUUCGAGAUGUUGUCUUAAUAGCAAGCUUGAUCAGGACAUCACUGAGGUUGCUGAAACAGAUUUCUAUGAUUUCGACAAGUAUAAGAGAGAAGAGUGUUUUGCAGCUGAUCAGAUGUGGGCUUUAUACGAUGAAACUGAUUCCAUUCCUAGAUACUAUGCUUGGAUCAAUAAGGUUUACUCACCUGGUUUCAAGGUACAAUUCACCUGGUUAAAUUACUCAACCUUUAAUGACCAAGAUGGGAUACGGUGGAAUGGGAAUGGACUGCCAGUUGCUUGUGGAAAUUUUGUAUACGGUGAGACUGUAGACACUACGGCUAUUGAUACAUUCUCUCACAGGAUUGAGUGGGCAAAACGUACCAAGAAAGGUUCUUACAAUAUAUAUCCUAGAAAAGGUGAAACUUGGGCUCUUCUCAAGGAUUGGAAUGUUAAAUGGGAUUCUGAUCCAGCCAACCAUAGGAAGUACAACUAUGAAUAUGUUUAA